Molecule: messenger RNA, 5421 nt
Organism: Scheffersomyces coipomensis
Lineage: Eukaryota; Fungi; Ascomycota; Pichiomycetes; Serinales; Debaryomycetaceae
Product: Hyphally regulated cell wall protein N-terminal-domain-containing protein
Exons: 1
Coding region: 1-5421 (1806 amino acids)
Biological process (GO): cell adhesion
Source: RefSeq, a predicted model, not a curated record
AUGUUGUUUCGAAGAUUUAUAAUAACCCUGCUUAUAUAUAUAACGCAAUUGACUUCGGUCUUUGCACAAGAAGUCACUCAAAAUACCAUUAACAGAGGUGUUAUUACACUCGGUGUCGGUGACGUUGAUAUCGAUAAUGAUGUUUACUGGUCCAUUGUUAAUAAUGCCAUCACUGCUAUUGUUGGUAGUCUUAACGUUGGUACUGGUUCAGGAUUUUAUGUGAGUAGUGUUUCUAAUCUUAUUGGUUUAACUGUUACACUUGUGUCUGGUGGAAUAACUAAUAAUGGUAUUAUUUCAUUUAAUUCAAUUCAAUCCCUUACUAUUUCCGAUUAUGAUCUUACGGCCCUUUCAUUUACAAAUAACGGUCAAUUAUAUUUCGGUUCAAAUGGUGCUCUUGGAAUCCCAACUAUGGCCAUUAUUGCUCCAAUAUUUACUAAUUCAGGGUUAAUGACUUUCUAUCAAACUCAAAGAGGAAGUGGUUAUGUUAAUUUAGGUGCUACUGCUCUUUUGCAAGCUGGUACUAUAACUAAUAAUGGUCAAAUUUGUUUAUAUAAUGAAAUUUAUCAACAAACUACAGCCAUCGCUGGUACUGGUUGUAUUACAGCUGCUCAGGAUUCUUCUAUUUAUCUUAUCAAUCCGUUAUUAGGUGUUAGUUCUACACAAACAUUUUAUUUAGCUGAUACACAAUCUACUAUUCAAGUUGCUGGUCUUAAUACCCCUCAAACAUUUACUGUUUAUGGUUUUGGUAAUGGUAAUAUGAUUGGUUUAACUACACCUUUGGGUUAUCUUGGUUUAGGUACAAAAUAUACUUAUAGUGGAAAUACUUUAACUCUUUAUGCAGGUCCUCUUGAACAAAAUUUCAUUAUUGGUACUGGAUACAUACUGUCACAAUUUUCAGUUGUUACUGAUUCAUCCGCCGGUCUUUCUGGUGCUCUCUUUGGUGCUGUCUCUUAUUCCGGUACAGUUCCUAAUCCUGGUUUACCUGCAGCUUGUCAACCAUGUUAUAGUCAAUUACCUUCUGCUCCUGGUACUUCUGCAUCGGAAUAUACUACAAGUGUUCCAGUUACCAAUUCCGUUGGUGCUGUAUGUACUGCUGUUGAAGAUGUUCUUAUUACAACUGACACAAGUGGAAGUUUCUAUUCUACCACUUCAACUAUUACUCAAAUAUGUCCAUACACCACUUAUACAACCACUUAUACCACUACUGAAUCUGAUGGAUACAUCGCUACUGAUUCUGGUGUUGUGGUUGUUACUACUGAUAGUUCCGGAUCUGUGAGUACUAGUACCUCAUUAUUUCCAACAUCCUCUGAUCCAUUCACCGAGUACACCACCACUUUCACCACCACUGAAUCCGAUGGUUUUGUUGCUACUGAUUCUGGAAUUGUUGUUGUCACCACUGAUUCUGAUGGAGACUUGACUACUAGUACUUCAUUAUUCCCUACUGAAAGUGAUCCAAUCACUGAAUACACCACCACUUUCACUACAACUGAAUCCGAUGGUUUCGUUGCUACUGACUCUGGUGUCGUCGUUGUAACCACUGAUUCUGAUGGUGACUUGACUACUAGUACCUCAUUAUUCCCUACUGAAAGUGAUCCAUUCACUGAAUACACCACCACUUUCACUACUACUGAAUCUGAUGGUUUCGUUGCUACUGACUCUGGUGUCGUCGUUGUCACUACUGAUUCUGAUGGUUCAUUAACCACUAGUACCUCAUUAUUCCCUACUGAAAGUGAUCCAAUCACUGAAUACACCACCACUUUCACCACCACUGAAUCUGAUGGUUUUGUUGCUACUGAUUCUGGAAUUGUUGUUGUCACUACUGAUUCUGAUGGUUCAUUAACCACUAGUACCUCAUUAUUCCCAACCGAAAGUGAUCCAUUCACUGAAUACACCACCACUUUCACCACCACUGAAUCUGAUGGUUUUGUUGCUACUGACUCUGGAAUUGUUGUUGUCACUACUGAUUCUGAUGGUUCAUUAACCACUAGUACCUCAUUAUUCCCAACCGAAAGUGAUCCAUUCACUGAAUACACCACCACUUUCACCACCACUGAAUCUGAUGGUUUUGUUGCUACUGACUCUGGAAUUGUUGUUGUCACUACUGAUUCUGAUGGAGACUUGACUACUAGUACCUCAUUAUUCCCAACCGAAAGUGAUCCAUUCACUGAAUACACCACCACUUUCACCACCACUGAAUCCGAUGGUUUUGUUGCUACUGACUCUGGAAUUGUUGUUGUCACUACUGAUUCUGAUGGAGACUUGACUACUAGUACCUCAUUAUUCCCUACUGAAAGUGAUCCAUUCACUGAAUACACCACCACUUUCACCACCACUGAAUCUGAUGGUUUCGUUGCUACUGAUUCUGGAAUUGUUGUUGUCACUACUGAUUCUGAUGGAGACUUGACUACUAGUACUUCAUUAUUCCCAACCGAAAGUGAUCCAAUCACUGAAUACACCACCACUUUCACCACCACUGAAUCUGAUGGUUUCGUUGCUACUGACUCUGGUGUUGUGGUUGUUACUACUGAUAGUUCCGGCUCUGUUAGUACUAGUACCUCAUUAUUUCCAACAUCCUCUGAUCCAUACACCGAGUACACCACCACUUUCACUACAACUGAAUCCGAUGGUUUCGUUGCUACUGACUCUGGUGUCGUCGUUGUCACCACUGAUUCUGAUGGUGACUUGACUACUAGUACCUCAUUAUUCCCAACCGAAAGCGAUCCAUUCACUGAAUACACCACCACUUUCACUACAACUGAAUCCGAUGGUUUCGUUGCUACUGACUCUGGUGUCGUCGUUGUCACCACUGAUUCUGAUGGAGACUUGACUACUAGUACCUCAUUAUUCCCUACUGAAAGUGAUCCAUUCACUGAAUAUAGUACUACUUUCACUACAACCGAAUCUGAUGGCUCGAUUGAUACCGAUUCCGGAGUUGUUAUUGUUACUACUGACAGCGCAGGUUCAUUGACUACUACGACUUCGUUAGUGACGGCAUCAAGCUUCUCAACUUCCGUUGCUGCAGUUUCUUCAGAUUACUUGACCACAUAUUCUACAACAUUUACUACAACCGAAUCAGAUGGUUUUGUCGCAACUGACUCUGGUGUCGUCGUUGUUACCACCAAUUCUGAUGGUUCAUUGACUACUAGUACUUCAUUAUUCCCUACUUCCAGCGAUCCAUUCACUGAAUACACUACGACCUUCACUACUACUGAAUCUGAUGGUUUCGUUGCUACUGAUUCUGGUGUCGUAGUUGUCACCACUGAUUCUGAUGGAGAUUUGACUACUAGUACUUCAUUAUUUCCUACUGAAAGUGAUCCAUUCACUGACUACACUACUACAUUUACCACUACCGAGUCUGACGGAUCUGUUGAAACUGAUUCUGGUGUUGUUGUCGUUACCACUGAUAGCGAUGGAGAUUUAACUACCAGCACCUCCUUAUAUCCAACUUCUGCUCCAGAAUCUAGUAGUACUUCAACUAUUGAUUUAAGAAUUUCAUCAUCUGGAGGUUCUUCUUCAUUCUCAUCGGUGAUUUAUUUCAAUAGUUCUAGUUCAAUUGCUGGUACCUUCACUGAAUAUACCACCACGUUUACUACCACCGAAUCCGAUGGUUCAGUUGAUACCGAUUCUGGUGUGGUUAUUGUGACUUCUAAUUCUGAUGGUAAUAUAUAUACCACAACUUCUUUGUAUCCUACAUCAGUAACUUCAAGUCCUUCAACUGAAUCUAGCUCUGGUCCUUCAACUGAAUCCACUUUAGGUUCUUCAACUGUAUCAAGUUCUGGUUCUUCAACUUCAUCAUCUGUGUCUUCUUCUGUACCAAGCUUCAUUUUUACUGCUAUUGAUUCUAUUGAUUUUGAUCAAACUGCAUCCAUUGUAUCUGCCCUUCCUUUAGCACCAUUAUGGACUGCUACUGUUGCAUGGCAAAUGACUACUGGUCACACUGAAGGUUUCAACUUUUCAUUAACAUUACCAGAUGUGUUUGGAGUUUAUAACACCAACUAUGGUAAUACCAAGCGUGAUGCCGUUGCUGCUAUAUAUCUUGAAGCUGAUGGUGUCAAGUAUGCCGAAUGUACCAGUAUCUCUGGUUCAUUAUAUGAUAUCAAUUCUUCAUUACAAUGUACAAUCUUAGAAGUUGCCACGUCUUUUACUACUGGUAGUAUUGAAAUUCCACUUAUAUUUAAUGUUGGUGGUUCUUCAAGUGCUGUUGAUAUUGCUGCUGCAAAUAUUUUAAGCGCUGGAACACAAACCAUUUCAUUUACUACUGGUGACAAUAGAGUUCUUCUGUAUGAUGUCAACUUUGAUGCAGGAUCACCAUCUCCAGAUGAUCCUCAAGACAUCGUAUUUGCUGUUAGAGCUUUAGAAUGGGAUGACGAGAAUGCCUAUUAUCUUCUUGGUGGAAGCUGUCCAACCGAGUAUGGUUUUGGUAAACUUACUUUAACAAUCGGUGAAGGUACUCUUGACUGUGCAACAUGGGAAGCUCGUAUUACAAACCAACUUAAUGAUUGGUAUCUCCCUCAAUCCUCCCAAAACUUUGGAUCAUUAAGUUUAGAAAGUUGCAGUGGUAAUCAAAUUGUUGUUAACUAUGCCAAUGUUCCAGCUGGUUAUAGAGUAUUCUUAGAUAUUCUUGGACAACCUGAUGGAUAUAAUCUCGGUGCUACCUAUAGUGAUGUUCAUAGUUGUGGUCCUGCUAUAUCAGGUGGAAGUUCUAGUACUUUUGUCAGUACCAAUUCAGCUGGUGAAACUGUUACUGGUACAGCAGUUGUUAUUGUUACUUCUGAUGUUACUGUUACUGUUACUGAACCAUGUAGUCAAUAUGGAACCACAUAUGUCACAACACUUCCAAAUGGACAAUCUACUACUGAAUCAGGAGAAGUUAUUGUUACUACUAAUAAUGAAGGAAGUCUUUACACUAGUACUGCCUUAUAUGGUACACCAACUGUUUACACUACAACUGUUAUAACCACUGAUACAGUGGGAGUUCCAUGUACUCAAACUGCUGCUGUGAUUAUUUCAAGUUCUAAUGGUUCAAUAUACACUACUACCUCCGUUAUUGGGGGUGGUGCCACUGGUGCAGGUGAAACUACAGCUCCAACUACUGCUGCUGCUCCAACAACUGCUGCUGCUGCUCAAACUACUGUGGUAACUACCACUACUGGAGGUGCUCCAGUUGGUCAAACCACUGCUACUCCAGCUGGACCAGUUGGUACUAAUACCGUUGCGCCUGCUGGACCUGCUGGAACUACUACUACUGCUCCUGCUGGAACUGUUACCGCUGUUCAACAAGCUGCAUCCACCAGUUCUUCAACUAUUCCAUCUGUUCCAACCACACCACCAUCCUUCAAUUCUGCUUCAAGUAAACUGAUAAGUAGAGCCAUGUUGAUUGCUCCAAUCUUAAGUGUCUUGAUGACUUUGAUUUUCAUUUGA